Molecule: messenger RNA, 7355 nt
Organism: Ailuropoda melanoleuca (giant panda)
Lineage: Eukaryota; Metazoa; Chordata; Mammalia; Carnivora; Ursidae
Gene: CDIN1
Product: CDAN1 interacting nuclease 1
Exons: 11
Coding region: 862-1629 (255 amino acids)
Biological process (GO): erythrocyte differentiation
Cellular component (GO): nucleus; cytoplasm
Source: RefSeq, a predicted model, not a curated record
UUGAGCGCCUACUAUUUUCUGAGAGGUCAAGAUACAAAAAGGAGUAAGAAUUGAUUUCAGUUAAUAAGCGCCUAACUGGGAAGUGAGAGUGAUAUGCUUUACUGUGGGCUGUUUGAUGAUGUCGGAUUUGCUUUCUAUUCUGUUUCCCAACAUGACCAAAAGUGCCUUCCACGCAAGCCGCAGUUGUUGGACUUCUCAACACAAGCCAAGCUAUAUGUCCACAGCUGUCCCAGUGCGGAUUAACUGACAGGAUCCUGCUCGCAGAAGACGGAGAGACUUUGAAGAGGAUUUUCUUUGUUGGCCUCCGAUUGGAGCGGCGCUAAAACGGCGCGUUUGGAAGCGUAUUCAAACCGCGCGCCCAAGCAGUCACUUCCCGGGGAUCAAGCUUAAGGAUCGUGGGGCACCUUUGUGUUCUGCCGCCCGGUUUGUGCGCUAGGACUUCCUAACUUCUGGUAGCUGGGAGAGUGUGAAUUCCGUGCACAAACCAGGUUGAUCCCAGGUGUACACAGCCUGGACACCAGCCCACCGAGAUUUAGGCGCCACCUCUGCUGACGGCAGCUACUUCCUGGUUGUGUUGCCCUUAACCAUCAUGGCGGCCGGUUGCCUUCGGUCGGGCCCACUGCGGUUGCUCAGAAAGCCAAGGUAGGGCAAUUGGGUCCACAGCCCGCCCCCCGCCGCCGAGCUGCCGGGUGAAGCCUAAGCUGUGCAGCUAGUGGUGAAGGGGGUAUAGGAACAAGCCAAAAAAGAGUAGGACCCAACGCCGUGCCGCUCUGUGCCCACCCCUCGUCUCCCGGCACCAAGGCUCCUGGAGCCCAGGGUGUGUUUUUCUUGUCCCCGCCACUUUCCAGUCCCUGGCCCAACAUGAUACUGACCAAAGUCCAGUACGACGAGAUAGCCCAGUGCCUAGUGUCUGUGCCGCCCACCAGGCAGAGCCUGAGGAAGCUGAAGCAGAGGUUCCCCAGUCAAUCGCAGGCCACUCUGCUGAGCAUCUUCUCCCAGGAGUACCAGAAACAUAUUAAAAGAACACAUGCCAAACAUCAUACUUCAGAAGCGAUCGAAAGUUAUUAUCAGAGGUACCUGAAUGGAGUGGGGAGAAAUGGAGCGGCCCCAGUGCUCCUGGAGCUGGCCAAUGAGGUGGACUAUGCCCCCUCAUUAAUGGCUCGAAUUAUACUCGAGAGGUUUCUACAAGAGCACGAGGAAACCCCACCCUCCAAGUCUGUUAUAAAUAGUAUGCUACGGGACCCUUCUCAGAUUCCAGAUGGAGUUCUAGCAAAUCAGGUCUAUCAGUGCAUCGUGAACGACUGCUGUUAUGGACCACUGGUGGACUGCAUCAAACAUGCCAUUGGUCAUGAGCAUGAAGUCCUGCUAAGAGACAUGCUUCUGGAGAAAAACCUGUCCUUCCUAGAUGAAGAUCAGCUCCGUGCAAAGGGUUAUGACAAAACACCAGACUUUAUUUUACAAGUUCCAGUUGCUGUAGAAGGGCACAUAAUUCACUGGAUUGAAAGCAAAGCCUCAUUUGGUGAUGAAUGUAGCCACCAUGCCUACCUGCAUGACCAGUUCUGGAGCUACUGGAAUAGAUGUUGUCAUGUCACUGGAAACCAAUGCCCAGUACUGACAAAGCACAUUUAGCUCCUUUCUAGGAUCCCAGAGGCUUCAGCUCCAAUUUCCUGGUAUUCCUUAUUCAGAUUAGACCUCUAAGUUUGUGUGCUAUGAGGACUGACAGCCCGGAUCCUGCUCUGCCUGCCCAGGGCCUGGUCACACACACACUCCAUACUCCAAAGCCUGGCCCCCUCCACAGGCCCGACCUUUCAGGAUUUUAUGUAAUUUUUCAUUGACACUUAUGUCUGACAUUGCAGAUGUACUUCUCAUUGUGGAGUCUUUUAUCUACAUCGGAAUAGUUGAAAACCUCUUUUUCCUUAACUAUUACAUAGAUUAAUUCUACUUAACAAUGACAGGUUUUCCUGCUGAAACGCAAGUAGCCAAAUCCUUUUCUCUUUUCUAGCCAUUCUCCGAGUAACAUUUUAACCCCCCAGUCCGGCAUGCAGGUGCACACAUGUGCACAUGUGCACACACGCACCACUCUCACUAAUUGCUUGAGUACACAGCAAAUCCAUUUGAGAUGACAGCGAAAGGGUUAAGUUUUGACAGUCUUUUUACUGGGCUUAUUAGUGACUUAAUCUCUACACACUUCUUUCCUCCAAAUUCACCGUGAGGUACAUACACAGGCAUAAAUUAACCCAGUUGUUUCUAAUAUGAUGGCAUUCUAUAUGCAUCUUUUCCCCAGAAAGUACACUACAAAGUUGUGUUGUUUUGCCAGGUUCCUGGCCUUCUUUUAUAAAUUCUUAGUAAAAUUUCUUGCAUUGUGGUAAGAAAAAAUAUAUAUAUUCUAUCAAUUAUUUUAAAAAGCAAUAAUUCAUUAUAGUUGAUCAUAAAUGUCAGGAAGCAAAGACCCAGCUGAAGCAUUUUGUCACUAAUCAUGCUGUUUUUCUUCUAAUUAGUUAAUUUACAUUUUGCAAAUUAAGGGUAAAAUUCAGACAGAAGAUAACAUCAUAGCUUUAACUGACCUAUAUUUGUAUCUGCCAAAUUUAAGUUAAUUAGAAAUGUAGAUGCUGUUUGUUUUAUCUGUCAGAAAAGCUCAUCUUUUUUCUUAAAAAAAAAAAAGUAGACACACUUUUUUUCCCCUCAGCAUUUAUCAUCUAAAUAAUAGUCUUGCCAAGAUGGCAGCCUCAUAAUAAACUCUUUUCAGUGGAGUGAUGGGUAAUGAAGCUUGCUUGUGAAGGCAGCGAAAAAUGUUGUCUGGCCAAAUGCAUGAAUAUGAUGGCUAGAGAAUCAGUGGACUUUCUCAGUCAUCAAUCUUUUUAGUAGCCUCUUAUACAUCUGAAUAUUUUGAUAGAUGAUCUAAUAAUUGAGUUAUCUAUCUUUCUAACUAUCAGAGUUGCAUAAAAAUUAUUCUCACAUGCUACUGAAUAUUAAAUAUAUUAGGCAUUCAGUAAAUUUUUCAUAAAAGGGCCAAAAGGUGAAAGAUUUUUGUUAUUCUAUAAAUACCUCUUAGUAUAUUGAGUGUUAGGCUCUCUGAAAUAGUCAACCCUUAAUUCCCUCUGUGAGAAGUAGGUAUAUACUUAAAAAGGUGGACAUCCCUAGUACAAGUAGGGCAUGUAAUAGUCACUACAGCUGGUGAAAAGUCAACCCUGGUGAACAUAUGGUCACAGCUCAGUUGUGUAAAGUGGAAUGAAUGUCCUUGCUGGCCUAACACCAGUGGCACAUUUAAUGUGGCACAGGAUUUCCAGACAAAGAAGCACAGGUGAUGUAGGUGGCACAGAGUGACCAUAUGAUUUUGAUGUGGAAGAUCAUUUUGAGAGGAAGAUGAUCCUACCAGGAGGGGAAACUUCUGCCUACCUAGCAUUUCAGCUGGUGGCCCCGAACUACUCCAGUAUUCUCUUAGUGCAUAAGUAGUUCCUUCCCCCAGUACGGCUUUAUAUUGUGUUGUGUUGUGUUUUUUGUCCUAUACUCUCUGUGAAAAGCUUAUCAACAAGUGUGCUCCCCUGGGAUUGAAAAGCAGGCAAGGACAAUUGGCAGGAGACAUUACCAGAUAGGCUUUCCCCUCCCCUCUGCCCCUACUAUCCACAUCUUCAAGGUGAUCUAGCUGUGAUGACUUCCCUGGAACCACAUUAAAAUCGUCCUGCCCUGGAAGAGCAGACAUUUGUUUGUAAGUGUGAAGGUUUACCAAUCCUGUGCAUCUUGAAAGGCACGCAAAUGAGCAGGGCCUUGUAAAUUGGAUUUCUAUUAGCCAGUCCUGAUGGUAGCUCUUCAUCAGUGGGAUGGGAAGAAGUGCUAUCAAUAGCUCCAGCUCUAAAUAUCUUUUUUUUUUUAAUGACACACUUACUUUUGAUCUGCCUCAUCCAAAAUGGCGAUACAUGCUAAAAUCACCAGAAUUAAUUGUGUUUAAUGUUUUAAAUAAACCUUAAAAUAUGGACAUCGGCUAUUUUUACAUGCUUUUCAACUUUGAAGAGCAUUUGAAACAACAGAGACAUAAUGGUCAGAAACAAAUAUGUCAAAAAUGUCUUCAGCUUGCUCUCCUUUCAGUUCCUCACAUUGAUUUCAGCUCACGGUUGUGCUAUUUAUAAAAGUUUGGAAUGAUAGACUGUCUUUCUCUUCAUUUCCUGGAUUGAAAAUAAUAAUUGAGAAGGAUAAAACCAAUUGUGGAAAUCCCUCUACGGCUUACGUCUGAGGAAUUAUUCCUGUCUGGUAGUUUGAUCUUUUUUUGGUUUCAAGAAUUUUGCUUCUGUAAUUUGAGGUUGGGGGAAAAGCAUAUUUUAUUGUAGAAGCUACAACUGGAAAUUUUAAACUCUUAAGUAUCUAUUUAAAAUUAUAUAUUUAAAGCUAUUUGAAAUAGCCAUAUUGGGGAAGUUUAGGGGAGGGAAUAGUCUUUUCUUAAUCAAAGUAGCAAACAUCUGUGUUCUUUCUAGUCUGUCUUUUGAUUAGCAUGGCCUCAUCCAUCACUGGUCUUUGAUAUGAACACCAAGAAGUCAUGUCCUUUUGUUUUAAAUGAUAAAUAUGCCUUUGUCAUGAAUACUCAUAGGCAACCCAGGAUUUACAUCUGAAUUGUCAAAGUGUAACUGCCCAGCUCCUGUGAUGAGUAACAUUAUUAGUGAAAUAAAGAAGUUUUUAAUUUGUCAUGGAUAGGCCUUAGAUGGUGACAUUAUGAGACUAUGUGGGUUUGGGUGCUAGAAAAGUUGUCCUUCCCCCACUAUUUUUCUAAGAUUUGUCAUUUAUCAACAAGAGGCAAUCUGCCGCAGGAGGCUGUCUGUGAACAUUCUUACUUUAGUGCCAUUAGUCUGUCUCUGUAGGUUUUAUUAUUUAGGCUUGAUGGCCAGUAGUUCUUAUCAAAACUAAUACUAUUUGAAGUAGUGGGUUUCUGGUGGUCAAACAACCAGUAUCAGGAUUUGUUCUGUCUGGCUAUUAUUGCCAGAGACAGUAUUUUUUUAAACUUUAGCUUUAUUUCAAGGUGUGUCAAUUCUAUUUUCUAAACAAGUUUCUGUGAUAUCUUUGUCUCUAGAAAAUCACAUCUACUCAAAUGUAUUUAUGUAUGCGCUGCUUCUGUAAGCACAUUGACAUCCGCAUAGUAUCUACCGGCACAAUCUUGUGUUAAUCACCAGACCCUCAGAUGGUCAAGUUCGACCGUUGUAUUUGACUCUUUUACUCAGAAAUUAGGACCAUUAAAAUUAAAAAUACUGUGGAGUGUUGAACUUUCCGGUCUGCAGUGUAAAAGAAGAUUUCAACUUACAUAUAUUUGCCUUAUUUAUUUCUCCAUUAUUAACAGGCAAAUAUUUUGAUUAUUUUAAAGUUUCAUCUUGUGAUACAUGUUUAGAUUGUUCCACGCUGGUGAUAAGUAUUUCGUUAUAACUUACAUGUAAAAGGCAUCCCACGGAGAUUUGGUAUUUUAACAAGAGCUUAAACAGAAAUUGCAUUACCUUUUACAUGCUUUGUCUUUAUAACAGCAACACAAUUGUUCUAAAGGUAGGAAGAAUAAGAGAAGUUUUCAUUUUGUCUUUUUCAAAUGAAUUGAUCUCUCAAAUAAUCCAAAACAACCCUUAACUUAGAACGUUGACAUUUGCAGGAGAGUGAAACUAUAUAUUUUAGUUUGAUUCAUUCUCUCUCCACAAAAUUCACUUUAAAAUGGUUUCAUCAUUAUAACAGCCCCACUUAAAUUGUUUUAUUUGUAGUCAUAUUCCUCACCCCAUGAAUGUAUUAAUCUUGGAUUUUCUUUGACUGAGUCAGAACUGAAGUGUAGCAAUUAUUUUUUGAAAAAUAUUUUUUGUGAUGAAUCACUCAAUUCUACUCCUGAAAACAACAUUACACUAUAUGUUAACUAACUAGAAUUUAAAUAAAAAUUUGAAACAUGAAAAAAUACAUGUAUCGUUUGAUUGCCAAAAAAAAUUUUAAGAUAAAAAAAUGUACUUGGUUAGAAAUUAACCCUUAUCAUCCAGGGAUUUUCUGUAUCUUUUUUAAUCUUAGUAUUUCCUUGGUCAUCUAUUUCAUGAAAAAUGAAGUCUUAUUGGUGUUUGUUUCCCAACAGAAAACGAUCACUUAGUGACUCUAAAGCCCAGCCCCUCACUUUAAUUGAGAUUUUUGUACUGUAAUGUAAGUGUCUGAGUUUUUGAGACCCUAAGGCUUUCACCCAACUUGAAGACAAUGAUGCCAGUGAGCUUCUGUCCAGAGUUAAUCAGCUGCAGAAUUUGUAAACUGCACAUGUGUCAAAGUUGAAAAUGUUAGCACUCUAAUAGAAGCUUGAAAAGGUUAGAUCUGAUAAAAGCCGUCAGCAGUUAAAGAAAGUGAUUUAUGGGAUUGUAAUGACACAAAAUGCCUCAUUUAUCACUCAUCUAUAGAUAGGUUAAGGUUCCUGUGUCAUACUUUUAAAAACUUGACCACUAAGAAUUGUCAAAAUAGGUACUUAAUUGCCCUUCAUCCUUUUCCUUUUGAAUUUAUUUCAUUUGAGUUUGGUAAUUUUAUCUACGAUCACUUUACUGUCGUUCACUUCAUAUGGUUCCAUUUAAAGUCGUUCAUAUUUUGGAUUUUCAAAAACUGUACAUCACUGAUCUUUUUGAAGUUUUAUUAGCUAAAGCUGUUGCAAGGAAAGACUCAGUCAAUCUUAUAUAUGUUAAUUUACUUUUUUGUUUAUCACGAAUACUGUGGAGAUAUAUGAAAGUUUCAUUUUCUCUUUUCAAACACUUGUAAUUUUCAUUAGCAUUUUAUAAUCCUCUAAAUUUUCUAUAUAUCUCUCCUUAAAAAGUACAACAUUAGAUUUUAAAAGACAGAGCCAUCAAUUGGUUUACCGUCCUAGUAACUCAACUUAAUAUUUAAGCUCCACACAAAUUAAAUUUAAUGAAAACCUGCCUGUCUGCUUAAAUGAUCCUUUUAAAAAAAAAAAAAGGAGGGGGCAGCUAAAAACAAAAGUUAAGAGACAUGCCAGCUUUCUUUCUUAGGUUGAUUUAAAAGUAAUUAUUUCUUUAUACAUUCUAAGAAAAGUAUUUGUAAGGUUGGAAUUGCUAGACAUUUAUUUGCUUAUUUGAUGUCAUUUAAUUUAUGCGUAAAUAUGUUAACACUGUUACAUAAAAACUAUUGUAGAAACUGCCAAUAUAUCAAAGUAAUUUUAUAAAGCACACAUUUUAGGCAGGAUUAUUACAGUUUCAGGCUCUCUAGUAUGAAGGGUGGAAUUGUUUAAUGGCUUUUUGGAAAUUAUUCAGAUCAUUAAAUAGGCCUAAGUGUCUCACUGUUCCCCCCCUUUGCCUCCCUAUAGCCAAAAAUUAAUUUGAAAAUUUUGACAGGUUUCACUUUCUCAGCUGUGCAUUAUACUU